Vespula vulgaris is the source of this 1577-nucleotide messenger RNA. It is a transcript of the gene Rnmt, whose product is annotated as mRNA cap guanine-N7 methyltransferase. Gene Ontology annotation, biological process: 7-methylguanosine mRNA capping. The transcript is spliced from 7 exons. The record is from RefSeq and is a predicted model, not a curated record. Gene Ontology annotation, cellular component: nucleus. The coding region runs from base 189 to 1376 and encodes 395 amino acids. Lineage: Eukaryota; Metazoa; Arthropoda; Insecta; Hymenoptera; Vespidae. Gene Ontology annotation, molecular function: mRNA 5'-cap (guanine-N7-)-methyltransferase activity.
ACUUUGACUGUAAGUAUUGGCAUCUGUGUGAUUAUUAAUGAAAGAUUUGUUAUCGUUUCAUUCUGGAAUGUAAUCAUGAUUCGUUUAAUAUCAUUUCGAGUAUAAUCUUAAUAUUAUCUAAAAAAUUAUACAAACAUUUUUUAUAUCAAUUUUUGUCAAUAACCUAUAUUACUUUACUUCGUUUUAAAAUGUCCGUAAUGGAGGAAAAAGAAAGUAAUUUGUUAGAAAAAAAUAAACUAAAAACUGAUACAGGACAAGAUACAUCAUAUUAUUCAAACAGGCCAUCAGAUUUGUCCAUUGGAAGUAGUAGAGAUAGUCGUAGUGUUUCAAAUAAUGAGAAAGCAGAUAAUGCUAUAUUAGUUGCUGAACAUUACAAUGCAAUUGAAGAAACACAUCUUUCACAAAGGAAUCAGAGUCGCAUUGUGUACAUGAGAAACUUUAAUAAUUGGAUCAAGAGUAUGCUUAUAAAUGAAUAUUUAACUUUAACUAAAAUAAAACAAAUCAAAAAUCAUAACAGCCCAUUAAAGGUACUUGAUAUGUGUUGCGGUAAAGGAGGAGAUCUUCUUAAAUGGAAAAAAGGAGAGAUUAGUCACUUAAUCUGUGCUGAUAUAGCUGAAAUAUCAAUAGAACAGUGUAAAAAUCGAUAUAGUGAUAUUUUAAACAAAAGUUCCAAAGUAAGGGGAUUUGCACCCAUUUUUACUGCUGAAUUUAUUGCAGCAGACUGUACAAAGGUAUGCCUAAGAGAAAAAUACAAGGAUGUUACUAUACAAUUUGAUCUUGUGAGCUGUCAGUUCGCAUUUCAUUAUAGUUUUGAAUCACUAUCACAAGCAGAAUGUAUGCUUCGAAAUGCAAGUGAAUGCUUAAGGCCAGGUGGUUAUUUUAUUGGAACUGUUCCAGAUGCUUAUGACUUAGUUUCUAGAUGGCAAAAGUGCGAUGGUAACAAGUUUGGAAAUGAUGUUUAUAGCGUAGAAUUUUUAUGUAAAGAUAAGAUGAAACCACCUUUCUUUGGUGCUAAAUAUAAUUUUCAUCUUGAAGGUGUAGUUAAUUGUCCAGAAUUUCUUGUUCAUCUCCCUACACUCUGCAAAUUAGCUUCUAAAUUUGGUCUUGAAUUAGUAAUGUUUGAAAGAUUUGAAACUUAUUAUGAACGCAUGAAGAAUGAAGGCAAAUCUUUGCUGGGUAAAAUGCAAGCUUUGGAAACUUAUCCUCCGUAUCAUGAAAGUCCAUUAUUGGGACAACCUUUGCAAGAUUAUCAGCAUGCUAUAAAUUAUAUGCAAAAUCUACCAGGCCAUCGUAAAAUUGGCACAUUGUCUCAAGCAGAAUGGGAAGUCACAUCACUUUAUGCAGUAUUUGCAUUUCAAAAAAAAGAGGUAGACUAGAGUGGAACAAGAGGAUGAAAACAACAAUGAAGCCAUUAUAAGGCAGGAUAAGUGAAGCUACAAAAGAAGUUCUUUAUUUCAUGAUGAAAAUAUUUAGAAUGGCAUUAUUACAGGCUUACAUAAUGCAUGAUCAAUGAUUUUAUAUCAUAUAAAUUAUUUUGUUACCAUAGAAAAAUAUAUAUAAUCAGAUUUAGUCUCCAA